GGGGGCGGGGUCUCUAUGGAAGGAGGGGGAGCGACAUAAAUAUGGGUGGGGGAGGGGCUGAGGGAGAGAAGAGCUGGAAAGGGCUGGAGGGCGGAGGGGAGAAGAGGGAGCGUCUGGGGGAGGCUUCGAAGCGCAGCUGAUCUGGGUAGUCCGAAGGAUGCUGGAGUAUCUGUGACAGAAGCAGACGGUGUGCUUGUGGACUGGAACCCCCGGUACCAUGGCCCUAACCCAUCCAACCAAUGUGGAGGAGCUGUAUGAGCUGCAGGAUAAACUGGGCAGUGGGCACUUUGCGACCGUUUGGCGAUGCCGGGAGCGUUCCUCAGGAAGGUCUUAUGCAGCCAAAUUCAUCAAGAUGCGUAGGAGGAAAGGGAGCCGACUGGGGAUAGAACGUGAAGUGGUAAAUCGAGAGGUGGAAAUCCUGCAGCAGCUGCAACACCCUCACAUCAUGAAGCUGCAUGACAUCUUCAUCUGCCAGGUCCAGAUGGUGCUGGUGUUGGAGUUGAUACAGGGAGGGGAAUUUUUCGACUUUGUGGCUGAGAAGGAGUCAUUGUCAGAGCCUGAAGCUUCAGACUUCUUGUUACAACUUCUGGAUGGAUUGGUUUAUAUGCAUUCCUUGAACAUCUGCCACUUUGACCUCAAGCCUGAGAACAUCAUGCUACAGCAGAAAGAUGUUAUUAAACCUAAGAUCAAGAUAAUUGGCUUCGGGAUGGCCCAGAAAAUUGAGAAAAACAUGUACCUCAACAGUCGGUGUGGGCUUCCAGAGUAUGUUGCUCCAGAGGUGAUCAAGUUGGAACCUCUCACUGUUGUUGCAGAUAUGUGGAGUGUUGGUGUCAUUACCUAUAUCCUGCUCAGCGGCAUAUCCCCUUUCCAGGGCGAAACAGAAAACGAUGUUGCCAACAACAUUAUCAAAGGCACUAUUGAAUAUGAGGACACAUGCUUCAGUUCCACAUCAGCCAUAGCCAAGGACUUCAUCGGCCAGCUGCUGGUUAUUAACCCCAAGGAACGGAUGACAUCAUCUCAAGCUCUCCUUCACCCAUGGAUUAAGCCUCUGACCAUCAAACAGGAGAGGAAUCGAGACUGCUCGUUUAGCAACAUCACUAACUUCCGCAAGUUCAAUUCUCAGCGUAAGUGGAAGCUGUCCUGCCACAUGAUCACCCCCUGCAGUCACUUCUGUGGAAUGAAUAUGCUCUAUCACCAAACCAAGGAGAAUGAGGAACUGAGAGCCUGUGAGAGUGACCAAGAGGAAUCCACAAUGCCCUCUGCCUCCCUUCUUCGCCGAAGACACAGCAGCUACUCCUGAGCCUGGAAAGCAGGGAUGGGUGGAGGAGAGCACUCCAGCUGGCUAAUAUGCUCUUUGCCUGGUUGGAGGGAGUAAAGGGCUGUGCCGGGGUAAUGGGAAGGGACAUGCUGUUACUCUUUGCUUCUAUACCCCAUGCCUCUUCCUUUCCAUACUCCACCCCUCCUCUCCAGCUUCAGUUUUUUUUCACUCAACAUGAAGCUAAUAUUCUCCCAGUG
Molecule: messenger RNA, 1515 nt
Organism: Trichosurus vulpecula (common brushtail)
Lineage: Eukaryota; Metazoa; Chordata; Mammalia; Diprotodontia; Phalangeridae
Product: death-associated protein kinase 2-like
Exons: 12
Coding region: 218-1300 (360 amino acids)
Biological process (GO): protein phosphorylation; intracellular signal transduction; positive regulation of apoptotic process
Cellular component (GO): nucleus; cytoplasm
Molecular function (GO): protein serine/threonine kinase activity; ATP binding
Source: RefSeq, a predicted model, not a curated record